AUGUGGCUCAUCGACACCCAGACCUUGACUCUCAAGCAGGAGGUCAAUCCCGCACCAGGCUCCUAUGCCAUCCUGUCGCACACCUGGGAAGAAGACGAGGUGUCGUUCCAAGACUUCCAGGAUCUAGCCUCAGCUGGACGUCGGAAAGGCUUUGGAAAGAUUCAACGUACCUGCGAUCUUGCCCGGGAGAGGGGCCUGAAGUACGCAUGGGUCGAUACGUGCUGCAUAGACAAGUCCAGCAGCUCCGAGCUGUCCGAAUCCAUCAACUCGAUGUUCAGGUGGUAUCGAGACGCGGCUGUGUGUUUCGCCUUCCUAUCCGACCUCGGCGCCGAUGUCUCUUUCGAGGCUGGCUUCAGCAAGGAGAUGUGCCGAUGGCUCCGGCGCGGCUGGACUCUCCAGGAACUGAUCGCGCCCAAAGAGGUGGAAUUAUACGACGAAGCCUGGUCACUGAGGGGAACGAAGUCGCAACACAUCCCUCUCGUGUCCAGCGCGACUGGCAUAGACAGCGACGUAUUGAGAGACUCAUCCAGGCUCUCCCAGAUCCUCGUCGCUCGGCGCAUGUCGUGGGCUUCCGACCGCGAAACGACAAGAGCCGAAGAUCUCGCGUACUGUCUGCUGGGCAUCUUCGACAUCAACAUGCCCAUGCUCUACGGAGAGGGCGAGAAGGCCUUCAUGCGCCUGCAGGAAGAGAUCGUCAAGCAGAGCACCGAUCUAUCCCUCUUUGCCUGGCGCGCCGACGCGUUGUCCACGCAGAGGUUCCGAGGGAUCUUCGCAAGAACACCGCGAGAGUUUAUUGGGUGCACCCAGAUGCGGAAGGAGAUUCCUGGCGCCAGGGUCUUCGGCGGGGGGUUCACGGCGACCAACAUCGGCCUGCAGAUCGAGACGGGCUUGUGGCGGUGGGGCAACAUCCAUAAUCAGCAGACUGCUGUCGAGAUCAUGGAUCUUCACGUCCUUGAGCCUAUCCCCAAAGCACCUCAUAUCAGGAAUCCGCUCUGCAUAUAUCUGACCAAAACGCCACAGGGCUAUGUGCGACUCAAGCCGCAGGAACUAUGCCGACUGCCCACCCACGAGAGACAGCUCCGGAAGAACCACAGGAAGGUACCGCGGGCCUCGAUCAGUAUCCUCAAAGACGUCCAGGAUUGGGAGCAGGACUCGAUCGACAGGCAGUCCGAAGGCAGCGUCUUCAUAAAGACGCCCAAAGACUCUCUUUUCAUCGACGCAGAGCCCAAGGAGCUGUGGGAUAACUCCUACCGCGAUAUUUCAUUCAUAGGCCCCGGGACGGGGCUCACAGGCUACGUCGAGCUGGUGUACCUGGGUGCCAAGAUCUUCAUAUUAUUCUCGACCGUGCGUCCCGACAGGCCGUGGUGCAAGAUGUUCUCCGAGAUCGAACCCGCAUACGUGCCGGAGUCGUUGUCCUGGGGCACUAUCCUGUACGGGAAGAUGAAGGAAGAGCUGCAGAAGUACCACACGGAACUCUCGGAUUGCCUUCGCGACUUCAGAUACGCUUCGGAUAGUUACUUUCUUAUGCCACCUCGCGAUGAUGCUAUCACGCGUGAUGCAAGCUGCAGAGUCAGGAAUACAAGCGAUGGGAAGACAGUCGUUAUCACUGCACACAUUGCUGUGCUCCUGCUUGGAGAGGCUGGUGAUGGGAGCGCCAAACGUUAUGAGAUCACGUUCACGGUAGAUAGAGGGGAGGAACAGACGACGCAGUAA
Molecule: messenger RNA, 1713 nt
Organism: Anthostomella pinea
Lineage: Eukaryota; Fungi; Ascomycota; Sordariomycetes; Xylariales; Xylariaceae
Source: the annotation of a GenBank genome assembly